Molecule: messenger RNA, 693 nt
Organism: Lactuca saligna
Lineage: Eukaryota; Viridiplantae; Streptophyta; Magnoliopsida; Asterales; Asteraceae
Source: the annotation of a GenBank genome assembly
AUGCCACAAACAUGCAUACCUCCUGUGAUAGCAAAUGAAGCUGCUUUAGCCUUGUCGAUAUCCCCUGAAUAUAAUAAGAAAAAGGAAUUUAUCAAGGACAAACCAUUGUCAUCAUGUAUUAAGAAAUUGGUGAUGGAUGAUGUUAGUGUUGAUAGGAUUGGUGGGAAUAAGGAUGAUGCAGAUAAUGAAAUUGACCACGGAUUUAAUGAAUUUGAUGAGGAAUGUAAUGAUAUUAACCAGGAUUUUAAUGAAUUUCAUGAGGCAUGUAAUGAUAUUAACCAGGGAUUUAAUGAAUUUGAUGAGGCAGCUAAUGACUUUGAUAUUGGGUUGUACCAACAGAUUUUACAGUCUAAUGAACUGAAUGUAGAUGAUGAGGUUCAUGAAGGUGAGGAAAAUGCAGUUAAUAAGGAAGUCACUGAAGAAGAGAAUCAUGACAGAAAUGAAAUGAAUGAUGAGAAUGUAGAGAUGAGAGAUUUUGCAGUUGAUGAUGGAAGUGAAGAUAACAUAGAGACUAAUGAAAACAAUACUGAAAGAAGUGAGGAGAAUCUUGAAGCAGAAUUUCUUCAAAAAAGAUUACCAAAGCAUAAAGAGAAUGACAGUGAUGAGGUCAAUGAAGAGUUGGAUGUUAUAGAUAAUGAUCAAUGGGAUUCAUUGGAUGAGGGUUCUGAUAUAGAUAGAAAAGAAGAGCUGUAA